AUGUCGGCCUUGCAGACACCUAUGGCAUGCAAAGCGGCCCGUCACGGAGAUGGCCAACUCGUGAAAGAAGAAGAAGGACAAAACAUACUUCAGCAGAACAGCCAUGCUUCAGGCACGUCACAGCAGACCAACAAAACUCCCGACUGUUUCCGAAGAAGCAGUGAACAAUUCAAUAUAAAGAUCAGACUAUACGACAAGCCGAGAGCCGAGAGGAACGAUGCCAGCGCACUCGAAAGGUCCCUGGAUGGCAGUGGGGAUCUGAAACGACGAACUGUCCCGGCGCUGCCAUCAAACAAAGGCUACGACUUGGAUUAUGUCGAACGCAAAUACCUUAAACAUGAGGUGUUCUCUGGUUACAACCACGGCUUUGUGGAGACCAUAGACGUCGUCGCAAGCAGUCAAAAGCGGCCCAGGGAGACGAUCGCGUUUUGUCGCGCCAGGCUCAUCCGACAGGAUAGAAUCAACGCCAAAUUCUACCAGUACAUAAAUCUGCCAUGUGAAGAGGCCACCCUGCUGGCGUUCGACUUGUUUGACCGCUACGGCAAGUUCAGUCACGACUACCAGCAUCAUAAGAUCAAGAGAGGCUCCGGGUUCUGGAAGAACCAAAUAGAUGACGGAGAUAUCCUGCUCAUUGAGGACGUCCAAGUCCAAGAGUCGUCUCGGCGAUGUGGCCUGGGGCGAAAGAUGGUACAGGCCCUCCUGGCAGCGACGCAUGCGAAGACCGCCGGUGGGCGAUUUGUCGCGAUUGUCUGGCCAGAUUCGUCAAAGCAUUCUCGAUCACAUGAAGCCCCCCAAGCCGUUGUAGGGAACAAGGGGAGGGCCAAGGUCUUUGCACAGGAAGAUGCCAAUACAAUCAGGUGGUUCCGGCACCUGGGCUUCAGAAGGAUAGGCAUCACUGUCUGGUUCGGAUUGUGCGGUGCCAGCACCACCCCAGAUCAAAGCCUUGCGUUGGCUGAUGACUAUGAUCCGCCCAAAGCCCCUCCCAAUGACCAUGGAUGGCUGCCAGAAUCGCUAAUCCAGUCCCUCAAGGGUUCGAUAAGGGGGGAAUUCGUCACCGUGAUCAAGCAGCACUUCGGCAAUGCAGCCUUCGACGACCCACGGUGGUUCGCCACCAACGAAGACGGAAACACUUUGCUUCAUAUUGCCGCUCGUCGCAAUUGUUUGGAUGCCGUAACCUGGAUUCUGAGCCAAGAGUUCGGCUCUCAGAUGAUGCAGAUGCGCAAUUGGGUCGGUGAUACUCCGCUGGAAGUCCUGCUGCUCGCGCUAGAGACGAGGCGUACUCGGAUGUGGUGGCGCAAUUCCAUCAUCGUGACGGCGGACGACUUUGAAGGCUACAAGCCGAAGGCGGUCAAGUGUAUCGCCAUAGGAAGGCCUGCCGCUCGAUACCGAUGA
This is a messenger RNA of Capronia coronata CBS 617.96, 1392 nucleotides long. RefSeq lists its product as uncharacterized. Gene Ontology annotation, molecular function: protein binding. NCBI's taxonomy places the organism in Eukaryota, Fungi, Ascomycota, Eurotiomycetes, Chaetothyriales, Herpotrichiellaceae. Bases 1 to 1392 code for a protein of 463 amino acids. The transcript has a single exon. The record is from RefSeq and is a predicted model, not a curated record.